Messenger RNA from Eutrema salsugineum, 753 nucleotides. Its product is annotated as putative protein TPRXL. Bases 124 to 726 code for a protein of 200 amino acids. NCBI's taxonomy places the organism in Eukaryota, Viridiplantae, Streptophyta, Magnoliopsida, Brassicales, Brassicaceae. The record is from RefSeq and is a predicted model, not a curated record. The transcript is spliced from 3 exons. Gene Ontology annotation, cellular component: chloroplast.
UUCUUUUUUCCAAAUAAAAUUUGAAAACUUUCCUGGCCUCUCAAAAAUCGGAAAUUCCAGAGGAACAGUAAAGAAACAAAAAAUCGAAAUUUUGCAGUGGAAGUGUCAGCCUUUCUCUAGAUCAUGGCCUUGAAUUUCUUCUCCGCUUCUCUUCAUCCAAUUUCGAACCCGAUAUCUUCUUCUUCUCCUUCUCCUUCUUCUUCUUCUUCUUCGUCUCGAUCCAAGCAGAAGCACCUCCUUCUGCAACCAUCUACUCCUCCAGCAACACGCGUACGUUCUGAGCGCGGCGAAAGCGGCGUCACCGACAAUAACGACGAUCCUUCUUCGUCUUAUUUCUCUGGUUCUUCUUCUUCUUCUUCCUCAUCAGCACGGACACAACUAGAUCUCCUCGAACAGCUAACUUCCACAAGCGACGGUUACUUGAGUGAUGGUGGUGGUGGUGGUGGUGGCUCGAGGGGACUCACAGUCCGUGACCAAUUGGCUGGGCUUGUUGGCGACAGAGACGACGAUUUCACCAUUCCCUUGGGGAAAAACCUCAAAAAAGUGAGUCCUAAGUUCUUAACCACUUCUCAGAAAAGGAACAUUAAGAGGCAAACCUACCUUAAUGAGGUCUCUCAGAGGAAUGAUUCUGUUUUCUUUGCUACCAUCGGUGCCUUUGUAAUCAUUCCACCUUUGUUGAUCCUAGCGAUCGCUAUUUUGACUGGCUAUGUUCAACUCUUCCCUUAAUUAAGUAUAAUAAAAAUCCAUAAUUUU